Messenger RNA from Stylonychia lemnae, 1395 nucleotides. The record is from the annotation of a GenBank genome assembly. Lineage: Eukaryota; Ciliophora; Spirotrichea; Sporadotrichida; Oxytrichidae.
AUGAUUAGCUUGUAUGUUUGUGACUUCCCUUAAACUCUUGAAAAAGAAGACCUUGAGUCACUUUUCUAAGACUUUGAAGGGUUUAUUGAAGUUAGACUUGCUAAAGAUAAAAAUGGGCAAAAGAUUGCUUUUGUUGAUUACUAGGACAAUGAUCAAGCCAAGAAAGCUUAAAACUCUUGUUCUGGUUUUAGAUAUACGGGUGCUAGCAAAGGCUUGUGCGUGAGAUUUUCUGAGCAUAAUAAAAGAGAUGUAAAUAAUCGAAAUGGCUCAAAUAAUAGCCAUAUCGGAAGAAGUAACAACUAAAAUGGAUACUAAAACAGAUAAUACACUAGUGGGAGUAACAAUAACUAUAACUAAAAAGAAAAUUUUAACCAGAGCAACACUUCAGAAAGGAUAUAGGCCUACAGUUAAAGCUUAAAUUAGAGGCAAGAUAAUUCGUCAAACUUUCAAAACUAGCAAUAAAGCAAUGUUCCAAGGAGUAUAUUAAAAAAUAGUUCAGGUAAUGGAGUAAACCAGUAAUUAUCAAUGGGAAACUCUUCUCCUGUUAAUUAGCAUUAAUAGUCUUCCACGUUAAAUUCCAACCCUUCAUAAUCAAUUCAAGGCUAAUCUAAUAGCAGUCCUUCGUCAUAAAUCCUUAAUUAUGGAAAUCUUGAUAUGAAUAUGGUUAUGAAUAUUAUAAACUCGCUUAAAGAUUCAACUGAUUUUAAUGGGGCAUCAUCACUACUCUAAGGUGAUAUCUUAGCUAGUCUUACUCAGAACCCUUAGCUUCUUAGUACUCUAUUAAAUAUCAAUCUACCAUAGUUAUCAAAUAAUAAUAAUACUAAUGCCACUACUACUGCUAACAGUUCAGCUUCUUAUCCCUCACCCAUUAGUAAUUAAGCAUAAAGCUUCCAAAAUCUAUGCUCUAAUCUAUAAUCUAAUCCAUUGAUACACUAGACAAAUCCUCUUCUAAGUUCAUUGAGUGUUUAAAAUGGAUCCAUACCCCAUUCUGUUAUUAGUCCUUCUCUAAUAAAUUAACUUGGAAAAUUAAGUGGGUUCUUUAGAAAUAACUUGCCCAUUCCCAAACAUGCCACGAAUACAGUAUAUAUCGAAGGUCUUCCUCACGACACAUCAGUUAGAGAAGUUGCUCGUAAGUUUAUUCUCUUGAUUAAAUAUUAAUAAUCUUUAGAUAUUUUCAGACCUUUUAUAGGGUUCAAAGAAUUGAGACUUAUACCUAGAUCUUCGAAGGAUGGGUAAAAAGUCCACAUUGCCUUUGCUGAUUUUGAAAGCACUUUUCAGACAACAAUGGUCAUUAACACUCUCUAAGGAUAUAGGUUUCAUAAGGACGAUAUAAUUGGACUUCAAUUUUCGUAUGCAGUAGAAAACAACAAACAUGGAAAUCAUGGAAGACAUUGA